AUAAAAAUUAUUAAUCCAAAAACAGAACUUUGUUCUUAGGUUGUGUUCAUUUGAACCAGAUAAGCUCGAUUCUUCGGAAUUGGGAGAGGUUUAUCCUCAAUCUAUCAACCCUACCUUGUCGCUGUAUUCAGGUACAUGACAAUUGGUAUCUAAAGCCGUUCGAUUCUGCGAUUUUUCUUCAAUGGAGGUUGCAGAUAUGGAGGAAUCUUAUCCAAUGGAAUUCACUGAAAUUGGAUUAUUAUCACAGAAGAUUUAUACCUUGGGAAGAUUUCUAGAUGCAGUAUCAGAGAAGCUGGAGGGUGAAUUUAUUCGACCUCCUAAUCAGGUAACUUCAUGGAUGAAUAUCUUAUCAAGGGAAAUCAAGGAAAUACUAGUAAUAGAGCGAAGAUUAUAUGAUGAGAAUUCAGAAGAAAGUAUGGGAUUGCUCCAAUCAGUGGUUCAACAAUUGAAAACGGUGAAGAAAUACAUCGGUGACCGCAUGGAACCAACUCAUGUUGAUUCAGAGUUAGUAAGUGAUUUCGCUCAGAAAUCUUCAAUUUCAUCAAUGAAAUAGGAAGAUGAUUCUCUCGAUUGCUGCGAUGAGUUAAUUCCUUCUUUUUUAUUCGAUGAAGAAGAGGAUGAUUCUCAUAUUACAGAAAUCACCAAAGCUGAAGUGAAUGAUGUCGACAGAGAGAACCAUGUGCUGAAGGAGAUUAUUUAUGAGAACCUUGAAACCUUAAGGGAAUUAAUCAUGAUCCACAUCGAGUUGAAUUGUAAGGAUUUCUUUAAUCUCCUUUUUGAUUUUACUCGUUCAUUAUUCGAUCGAGGAAAGAAGAUUGAUCUCAGUUUAGGGAAUUCUGCUUUUGCCAAAUGUUAUUCUGAAAUUGGGUCUAAAUUUGAUGUGUGCUUGAAAUUGUUAGAAGGAUACUAUAGGGAACUUGUUUAAUAAUUGAAUUCAUAAACAUGGGUACUGGCCAUAUUCAUGGUUCAGAGAUCAAAUUGCUUGUAUGUUAGCUAGUGGUAGUGUCUUUGGUACUGCCUGGCAGUUGUUUGUUAAAAUGCUAUUAAUGGAUAUUGUGUGUUGUGAGCACAAUUUUUUUUAACCACACACUUCCUACUGGGUUAAAUUGUUACCAUUCUUUCAAACAUGCGGAUAAAGUAUAUGAUCGUGGAAAAGAGUUUCAUCUUAUUCAGGGGUUAUCAUCUUUUACUGAUGUUUCUAGACACUAUUUCGAUCCAACUACUUCUUGUUUGAUUGUAAUGGCCAACUUCAAGGGUUAUUCUAUUCGUGAACCGGUUAACAGGCAUGGUUACCAAUCAGAUUGGUUGUUUGGUGAAUCAAAUUUGGGUAAGGUUUGUUACAAAUGGAUUGUUGGUACAUGUCUGUUCCUGAUUUUCAAUUCUCUCCAUAGUGUGUUUGAUCGUGGGAAAGAGAUGUCUUGCAUUCCUACACUUGAUUUUACAUUUGGACAUCAAAUGAAUGUGUGGGUUAUGGACUUCAUGUUACCUGGGUUGAUUACACCUAAUGAUAUUGGUGAUAGCAGUAACUUACUUGUCAAACUGUUGCAAAGGAGAAAUUAUACCAACAAUUUGUUGUUGCUUCUGUGGGUACAAAUUGGUGGAUUUCAUACUGUUUAUAAAUUCUUAUAUUGUUGUGAAUGGUUGCAGUUCAAAAUGUUUGCUCAAAAUCCUGAGAUGUUGGGAAAUGCAUGUUCUCCUUUGCAGCUGAAGUGUUGUCAGGCGUUAAUGAAACUGCAACUCGAGGCCCUAGUUCUUCAUGUAUUGAUAAUUACUAUGGAUCCUUGUAAUGGGUUUAGAUCCUAUAUUGCAUCAGUUGACAGGGUCUCUUUCCAUUUGCUUAAAGUUGAAUACGACGAGUUACCAAGUAGUAUUUAUCAUCAAGUUUGCUCGCUGGAUAUAUGAUAGAGAAAAGUUGUUCGCUAGUCAAGGGUAUUCUUCUUUCGCUGCUACUUAUGAAUGUUGUGUUGAUGAUCGAGUCACCUUUUUUGGGGUGGUGUCAACUUGGAUGGAUGAACACGGUUAUGAAUCUGUAUACGAGCUGAUUUUGGAGUUUGGGUACCAUUUUAAUUUUUAAUUUGAGUCUUCAAAUGGGCUUUUGUUGGCUGCAAAUGGAAUCAAUCGUAGUGCUAGCGAGCUGUCUGAUGAAGUGCCCGAGAGGAAUCUCAGCAGUAUUAUGCUCCUUGUAUGGAAGAGAGGAAAUCGUCUGUGUUAUCUUUGAUGUUGCAUUUUCAAUAUCAGGGCUCAACACAUAAAGCCACUUCGGUUGAUCACUUCAACUGUGCACUCUCAUGGGUACAAGUUUAUUUCUGCACAGUCUCUUGAUUGCUUCUGUUUCUACCAAGUUGGAGUUCCUUCGCAGAUAACUGUGUUGCUGUGGGUAGGGUACUUGCAGUGGAAAUUCAAAAUUUUUUCAACUAGGUGGUUUAGUGUGCGAAAUGUUAGGUGGGUUGAUAAUAUUUUUAUCUCUGUGGGGGGCCUUGAUAUCAACUAGAAUUAUAAGAGGGACUGCAUCUGCGAAGCUGAGGUCCGUAAGCAGAUUGUAGCCGUUCUCCUGCGAAAAAAAAGCUGGGACCUGACCACUGCAAUAAAAAUUUUAAGUACUGCCCAAGGGUGGAGGAGCUUAAAGCAUAACCUACUCAUUGCAUGGCAAGUGAGUACUAUACCUGUUCUGAAUGGUACUAAUUCAAUGUGCAAGGGUGGUGAAUUUCAGUUAGUGCACCCACACUUGAUGGCAACUUAUAAGUGGAUGGCCCUAACAUAUAGUUUGCAACAGUUUCCUAUCUUUUUAACAACCAGGGUUGCUGAAAUCAACUUUUGCUUAUCCAUGCUUAUGUUAUUCCUUGCAAAUAAGAAGACAGAGAACUGUGGAUACACCCAUUGUGCGGAACUAUACAAGAUCACCAAUCAGUCAAGACUUUAUAGCUACACUUGAACCAACACUUACUUGGAUUCUUAAUUUAUUAGUUGUUGUUCAUGAGUGCACUGGAAGUCGUGACCAUAGUCAGGACUGAUAAUUCAAGUGAUGCUUACCAAUCCGGGAGUUGUGCAGAUAUGAAAACUCCAUCGGGCAACAACAUGAGGGACCAACAAUUGUGAAGGAUGGCAAUAAACAAAAGCUUGAGCAGCAAUUACAUGGUCUGCAGUUCCCUAGUGGCACGACAUUUGAGGAAAAUCAGUGCCGCUCUAAUUCCAUCCUUGAGGACAAGGAUGUUUUGGAGGGGAAGGUAAUGUCAUGUAACCGUUGUCGAACGGGAGUGCCCUUAUCAUUCUACUUAUUAGUAUCUAGUGUUAGUUGUGAUUGGUAGCCCUUAGUUAUGAGUAGGUGUGUUUAUCACUUGUAAAGAGUGAGUUAGAUGUAAACAUAUGGUGAGAUUGUAGCCGUUAGAUGCUAGGUUAGAUUUCUCUCGCUUUAUAAGAAAAACCAGCCUGUAACGAAGAGUAUAAAAAUUAUUAAUCCAAAAAAAGAACUUUGUUCUUA
Papaver somniferum (opium poppy) is the source of this 3478-nucleotide messenger RNA. RefSeq lists its product as uncharacterized. The record is from RefSeq and is a predicted model, not a curated record. NCBI's taxonomy places the organism in Eukaryota, Viridiplantae, Streptophyta, Magnoliopsida, Ranunculales, Papaveraceae. The coding region runs from base 1240 to 1902 and encodes 220 amino acids. The transcript has 2 exons.